AUGGGUUGGUAUUUGGGGUUGUAUGGGGGUGGGUUGGGGGUUGGGUGUAGUUUGUUGAGUAAGGGGGUGGGUAGUGGGUUUUUUGGGUUUGUGUGGUUGUUUUGUGUUUUAUUGUUGGGUAGGGGUGGGGUGUGGUGGUUGUGUGGGUGUGUUUGGUAUGUUUUGGUGGGUUUUUGUGGGGGUGUUUUUUUGUGUUGUGUGUUGGUUUGUUGUUGGGGUGGGUUUAUGUGGGUUGGUGUUUUUGGGGGGGGUUGGGGUUGGGUUGUGGGGGGGGGGGGGGGGGGUGUGUUGAGUUGUUAUUGGUAUUUGGUGUGGUUUUGGGGUGGGUUGAUGUUGGUGGGGGUUUGGGGGUGGUGGGGGGGUUGUUGGUUGUUGGUGGGGGUUUUGGGGUUUUUUGUGUGGUUUGUUUUGGGUGGAUUAGGUGGUUUGGUUUGGGGGUGGUUGUGUGUUGUGUGGGGUUUGGGUUUUGUUGGAGUUGUUGUUUGUUUGGUUUUGGGGUUUUUUAUGGGUUGGUGGUUUGUGGUGGUGUUUUGGGUGUGUUUUGUUGGUGUGUGGUGUUGUUUUGUGUGA
Molecule: messenger RNA, 570 nt
Organism: Knipowitschia caucasica
Lineage: Eukaryota; Metazoa; Chordata; Actinopteri; Gobiiformes; Gobiidae
Source: the annotation of a GenBank genome assembly